Messenger RNA from Capronia coronata CBS 617.96, 1698 nucleotides. RefSeq lists its product as uncharacterized. NCBI's taxonomy places the organism in Eukaryota, Fungi, Ascomycota, Eurotiomycetes, Chaetothyriales, Herpotrichiellaceae. The coding region runs from base 1 to 1698 and encodes 565 amino acids. Gene Ontology annotation, biological process: transmembrane transport; nucleobase transport. Gene Ontology annotation, molecular function: nucleobase transmembrane transporter activity. The transcript is spliced from 5 exons. The record is from RefSeq and is a predicted model, not a curated record. Gene Ontology annotation, cellular component: plasma membrane.
AUGGGUCUCCAUACCAAGCUUCAAGAGCGUGUUCGAGGCAACGUUCAGGAAUUCCGACAUGCUUUUACCAGCAAAGAUGCCUUUGUGACUUACCUGGAGACCAACCCUGACGCUGUCCACGAAGCGGGCGAGACCCGCAACAAAUGGACGAACGAAGACCUCGACGUGAGCCCGAAGAGCCAUCAAACAUGGAGUUGGUAUGACUAUUCCGCUUUCUGGUGGUCGUAUGGCUUCUCACCAGGGUGUUGGUAUCUUGGAGCGGCGCUGCUUGCGAUCGGGUUGACUCCAGGUCAAUCGUUGGGAUGUCUGUUCCUUGGAUUCUUCUUUGGUUCGGUCGGGAUCGUCAUGCAUUCGCGAGCUGCAGCGGUUUACCACUUCGGCUUUCCAGUCGAGACCCGGAUUGUUUGGGGUCUUCGUGGCGGAUACUUUCCUGUCGUGAUCCGUGCCCUGUGUGCACUCAUCUGGGGCGGCGUCAGCAUCGCGCAGGGCGGAUACUUCACGGCGAUCGUGAUACGAUGCAUCUUUGGCAAUGGCUACUGGAACAUGCCCAGUCACAUCCCAAAGAGCUCGAAUAUCACAGUGCAGCAGCUCAUAGGAAUGCUUGUGUAUUGGGUCUUGACUUGCUGGACACUCAAUAUCCCCAUCCCUAAGCUCCGGCGAGCAUAUGAGGUUCAAAUGGUCGUUCUGCCUGCCGUGAUCAUUGGUCUUUUCGGAUUUUGUAUGGUCAAGGGACGAGGAUAUCCACACAAGGACAUGUACGACGUGGACCGAAAGCAUGGCGCGGCGCUGUCGUGGGCAAUGCUUACGGCCGUCAACUCGGGGUUGGCCAAAUCAACCACCCUCAUGGUCAACCAACCUGACAUCGCACGUUAUGCGCGCAGCAGGAUCACUCCGAUCUGGUCCCAGAUGUUCAUGUUUCCCAUAGCCAGUACCGUCUGCGCAGCCAUGGGUAUAUACGCCACCCAGAGCAUCUUCAAUAUAUGGGGCAAUAUGGACUGGAAUCCGUGGACUCUGAACCACGACAUGCUCGACCACAAUUUCAGCCACGCGAACCGGGCCGGGGUCUGCAUCAUCAACCUUUGCUUCAUCUUCGGAAACGCUCUGACCGAGCUGGGAGCAAAUGUCAUUCCCUUUGGAGCGGACUUCAUGUCCCUAUUCCCUAGAUGGCUCAACAUCAAACGAGGCAUGUGGAUGGCCUACAUCCUCGGAAUUUGCAUUUGUCCAUGGCAGAUCUUGGCGACAGCUCAAGGAUUUCUCAAGUUCUUGAACGGGUACAGCAUUUUCCUGGGACCGUUUCUCGGAAUGGCCUUGACCGACUACCUUGUGGUUCGCAAGGGCAAUGUCUUCGUGAAGGAUCUGUACCUAGUCGGGGGCAGGUAUUGGUACUUCCACGGCGUGGCCUGGAGGCCGAUUGUGACAUGGAUUGUCUCUAUUGCUUUCAUGCUUCCCGGGUUUGCGGGAACCUUUGGCAGCAACGUAGCAAUCGGCUGGACUCACCUGUAUGCCUUCAGUUGGUUUUACACAUGUACGAUCAGCAGUGUCCUCUAUUUUGCCUUGUCAUUUGUCGGGAAUUACGCUAGCGAGGAAAAGACCAUGUCGUUCGAGAGUCUGGCAAAUAUUGGUGUCGAGGAGCUGCAGGGCGUGGAUACAGGUACUGACGUAUCUGAGGUCAAUCUUCGUGUGGAAGAGAAGGUCUGA